This is a messenger RNA of Volvox carteri f. nagariensis, 871 nucleotides long. RefSeq names its product cytochrome c oxidase subunit II (gene cox2B). The transcript is spliced from 2 exons. Gene Ontology annotation, molecular function: cytochrome-c oxidase activity; copper ion binding. Gene Ontology annotation, cellular component: membrane. The record is from RefSeq and is a predicted model, not a curated record. Gene Ontology annotation, biological process: ATP synthesis coupled electron transport. Lineage: Eukaryota; Viridiplantae; Chlorophyta; Chlorophyceae; Chlamydomonadales; Volvocaceae. Bases 83 to 544 code for a protein of 153 amino acids.
UAUUGUCAUACACGUGCCUACGCCAAGCCAGGACGCUUGGCUGCUCUAGUGCAGUUGCUAUCCUUACGAAACAGUCGCAGAAAUGGCCGACGCCAAGGAGCAGCUCAAGGCCAAGCUCAAGGCGGAUCCCUCGUUCCGCGCUGAGCUGAAGGACCGCAUUAAGGGCGCGCUCCUUUCAAAGGUGCCUGCAACGCAGGCCAUUUCCUACAACUUCGACAGCUACAUGCUCACGGAGGUGCAACCGGGCCAGCUGCGUGUGCUGGAGGUGGAUGAGCGCCUGGUUCUGCCCACCAAUACGCUCAUCCGUUUGCUUGUUACCGCCUCGGACGUGCUACACAGCUGGGCAGUCCCUGCGCUUGGCGUGAAGAUGGACGCCAUUCCUGGGCGUCUCAACCAAGUCUGGCUCUCCAUCAACCGUGAGGGCGUUUUCUAUGGUCAGUGCUCUGAGCUAUGCGGUGCCAACCACAGCUUCAUGCCCAUUGUGGUUGAGGCAAUCAGCCCACGCCAGUUCCUCACCGAGUACGUGAAGAAGUGGAUCUCUUAACUCAUGAGCACCCUCGGCUAAAUAGGCUUGCUUCCGAAACAAAGGGCCAUAACGGAAGCCCUGGGCUUGUCCUUAACAGUGCGCGUGCUUGUGACAAGUUUGUCUGUCUUAGAUGAUAGCUCUGACUUUAGAUUUGGACUAGAUUGAGGAGUGGGUGACUUGUGAUUUCACGCAAGUGUUGCUAAUCGUAACGUGCUUUUUGCCUCUCAUCGAUUACCCUUCGUAUGGGGUACUACAUAGGCUGUGGUUUAUUACGAUGGACCAUCCAAACCUGGAUUAGACGAGUAGAUGUGGUGCAUUGUAACCCUGUAAAUUUUAUGAUUGCUU